Molecule: messenger RNA, 6256 nt
Organism: Neodiprion virginianus
Lineage: Eukaryota; Metazoa; Arthropoda; Insecta; Hymenoptera; Diprionidae
Gene: rempA
Product: intraflagellar transport protein 140 homolog
Exons: 16
Coding region: 129-5723 (1864 amino acids)
Biological process (GO): intraciliary retrograde transport
Cellular component (GO): intraciliary transport particle A; axoneme; ciliary basal body
Molecular function (GO): protein binding
Source: RefSeq, a predicted model, not a curated record
UAAAUUGGAGAAAUUAAAUGAAUUCAGAAAGUUUAAGCUUAAUUCAAGCAUUUGAUAAAAUAAUGUAAUUAAAAGUGCCUAUCAUUUGGAGUACAUUUAUAUGUUUUAUGGAGUAUUAGGUAUUAGAAAUGUCCAGACCAAGGGAACGCGAUGAACAGGAGGCACUCAAGCUGGAUGAGCAGUUCAAGGAUUCUUUGGCUCGAGUUAGACCUUACAUUUUAGCCCUCACAGCGCCUGAAGAUGUGCAGCUCUGCCGGCUUUGGUUGGAUAAACUGAGCUAUGCCUCCACGCAACGUGCACUCAGGAAUGAGUAUCUGAUGGAACUAUGCUGUCAAGUGGAAUCUGGACAUGUAGGUGGGAUGUUUAGCCAACCGCCGCCAAAUGGACCUCUGCCAGUGUUAAGGAGAUCGUAUACUCCAACGGUACACGGAAGUUCCUCGUGGAGCGAGUUAUCAGAUGCGAGCACAAUCCCAUAUUGCGGAUGGCCAAAGAAUUAUGCAAAGAGCAUUCAAUGCCAGUUCACCAGGAGUAAAACACCAAACCAAAAACGUGACACUGAUUCGACCAGUACUGGUCGUUGCGGUCACAUCACAAAGAAUAUCGGUGCAUCUCGAUGCUACGAGGGAAGUAAAGCGGACAAAAAUCAAAUCGCAAUUUACGAACAAAGGAUAGAGACCUUGACCACUAUUGUGAAAGAACUGCAGAUACAAAAUGAACGUUUAAAUCAAGAACUAAAUCGUUUGCAACAAAAUUCUACUGCAAAGGAAGUGCCUCACCUUCAUGCUACUAUCAAACAAUUAUCGGCAGAAAUUGGAACGUUGAAAGCCAAAUUAAUGGAAGUAAAAAAAAUUAAGGAUUCUCUUGAGGCAAGCAAUGAGGAAGCCCUCCUGCAAUGUAAGCAAAGUAUGGAUGAAAAAAUUACAGAGUUGAAUAUGCAACUGCAAGAAUUCCAAUGUAAGAAUAGUACCUUGGAAAAUAAUAUUGCUGAGCUGACUGCCAAUUUGGAAAAAAUUACUAGGGCAAAGGAUGAAGAACUGUGUGCAGUAGAAAGUAGUUGCUCUGAAAAAUUGGAAGCUGCACGACAGCAGCACGAACACUUAAUCAAACAGAAGGAUGAGGAACUGCAAAAGAAAGAUACAGUGAUCAGUCGGAAAGAGGAAGAAUUGGCAUUGAUUGAGUUAAAUAAAAAUGCUGAAAUUGAAAAACUGAAAACUGAGAUUGAUGGGCUACAGAAGAACUUGGAGGCAAAAAAAGAUGAAGAAGCUAAAUUGAAAGCUAUUGUUACUGAGCAGUGCUCAACAAUCCAGCGAGAAUUUAAUAAAAUGAGGGCAAAUAUGGAAGCGGCGAAUCAAAAGCAGAAUCAAAACCUUAUCAAUAAAGUGGCCAGUUUAAAAAAAGGCAUUUUAAAAUUGGAAAAAACUAAAGAACGAAUGAGCCAUGAAUAUGAGAAGCGCAUUUAUCAUAUUUUAAAGGAUAAAGAAAACGAAGUUAAAGCCUUGCAGCUACAACUCCAGGGUCAGCGUAGUGAAUUAUCGAUGUCACUGAGUUCGGAAAAACAGUGCGAGCUAGACAGUCUAGUUGAAAGCUUGGAAGAACGUUACAGAUCACUGUUGGCUGCCGCAGAUGCGAGUGCUGGCAACCAAAGGCAAAAUUAUCUCAAGGUUUGGCCGGGUGAUUCUGGGGCGAAUGAAUUUAACAUUAUCGUCACGCCACAUCGAGAUCCUAUUACAAUAUUGGAGUGGAGCCAGCAUGGUGGACGACUUGUGUCCGCUGAUACAGCUGGCUCUUUGAUAGGAUGGAAAAUAGACCCAAGAGGACAGCUUCUAAUGGUGUUUCACCAUGAAUUAAAAGAUUCUUUCACUCACAUAGCGUUCAAAGUCGUUCCAUCGAAGCCAGUUAUUGAUAUUAAUGGCCUGGCGAAGGCAGCAGUAGCUGGUGACGAAAGGGCGCUAGAUCUUUUUAGUUCUUGGCGACCAAGAACGGCAGCUCCCGUUGCAGUUACAACGCAAAGAGAUAAUCACGCUUUUUACAUCGGAACUAUGAAUGGGGUGGUAUAUUUUGUUGAUAGUCAAGGGCAAUGUAUUGAAGUACUGAACACGGAUGGUGCUACUUUGCAUUGUUUGCUACACCAUCAAUCGCGAGACUCUGUAGUCAUGAUGACGGAAGGGCUGAAUAUUGGGCAUUUUCAAGCAGAUCCUAUCACUGGUCGCCUCACCGAGCUCACCAAAGUGAAACUAAGUGGCAAGACCGACAUGUCUCGAUCCGGUCCUGCUCUUUGUUGGGCAGGUACAAAUACUCUGGCUGUAUUAACAGGGGAACUAGCUAUCAGAUGCUGGGAUCUCCAUACCGGAGAUACUUAUGUCUUAUCACCACCAGACACCAGUAAUGGAAACAUUGCAACGCCUCAAGAGAUCUGCACGAGUCUAUCGUACUGCAAAAAUAAUGAAACCCUAGCAGCUGGUACAAAUUUGGGAACAAUUUAUCUCUGGAAACAUAAAAAUGCUUCAGAUGCAGAGGAUAACGGCUGGCCAGCAAUUCCAGAAUCCUGUACAAUUCAUGGCACAGUAAAACAGCUCGCGUGGGGUGCCACAAUACUUAGAAAUCCUCUUCUGGUUGUCAAUUGCAUAACGAACGUUUUCAUUUUGCGACAGCAGCCAAUGUGCGCUGCUUACAAUGAUAAUAUAUGCGCCAGCCAGUUGGCACCCAAGCAAAUCCUGCUGGAAACGCAUGGUCAAAAUUAUGUUCUGAAAACUGACCUGCAGGUACAGGUUGUAGCGGUGAAUAAAGAUUAUGUUGCCGUUUCUUCUGGGAGACAAAUUGCCGUUUAUAAAUUGAGCAGGGAAAAUUCCAUAUCCACUACACUCGUCGGAUCCUUCAAUUGCGACACGGAGAAAAUACUGAUUUAUGAAAGUACUCUAAUUGUGCUGACGCCGCUCGUCAUUCAACUGAGAUCUAUAGAAGGCAGUCUAACUCAAACGCUGCCUGCAUCCCCUGAAGAGGGUGAACCAAUUACAAUGGAGCUAACUAGCCGAUAUCUGACAGUUGCUUCACUGAAUGGGAUUCUUAAAAUUUGGGACGUGAGCAAGAGAGAAGCCAAAUUGUACACAAGGGCUAAAGCUGUUUUUGAAGCGAUUGAUGAUUUUGCCGAAAUCAUUGAAGCUAGGUGCAACUCUGACUGCAGAUGCGUUUCAAUCACUGUUGCAAUGGCUAAUUUAAUGCCUAGUUCGAUUUUUUAUGUUUGGGAUAUCGAAAGCGAUCAGAUCUAUGAAUAUAAUUUUGCUGAUCCCGAAGAUGGGCAUGAAGAAUCUCCUACAGCAAUCCAGUGCAAAGGUCGAUUAGUGACUUCUCAUUGUUGGGACGAUGAUGAUCCAAGACUUUUAGUCUGCCGUGCACAAAAGUUGGAUUCUGCGAACUCAAGACCUCCAUCACAAAUAAUACCCACCCCUGCUCAGGAACCCUUAACAAGUGUUGUGUUGAUAACAAUGUUUGCAACAUCAGAUCAUGGGAUUGUAGUACAAGAUGUACGUUCAGUAAAAGAUGAAAACUGCAGAUUGUUGGGAGUUCGCACUCCGCAUAUAAUGAUUUUAAAUUCAGAAGUAACAUUUGACAAUGAGAGUAAAGUACGUUAUAUAGUAAUGCGCGAUUUUGAAGAACUUGGCGUAUGUGAUACGGUGACAAAAAAAGCAAUCCUAGAUUUUAGUUUCUAUAUAAGUAUAGCCAACAUGGACGAAGCCUUCAAAGCGAUCAAAACAAUUCAAAAUGAAGCCAUUUGGAAAAGUCUGGCAAGAAUGUGUGUCAAAACCAAACAGCUGAAUAUGGCUUCACUCUGCCUAGGCCAUAUGAAGCAUGCCCGAGGAGCUAGAGCCUUGAGAGAAGCGAUGCAAGACGACGAUUUAAACUUGGACGCAAAAUGUGGCAUAUUGGCAGUUCAGCUUGGUUUAUAUGAAGACGCAGAGCGUCUUUUUCGAGAUGCGAAUAGAUUGGAUCUCUUGUGUUCUAUGUUAGAAGCACGUAACAAGUAUGAGGAGUCUAUAGAUCUGGCAAUAAAGGAAAAUAAAAUCCGUGAGAAAACAAGCUAUUAUAAUUACGCAAAGACUCUUGAACAGGAAGGCAAGAUAUCAGAGGCAAUAGAGAUGUACACAAAGGCAGAUUGUCACAGAUUUGAAGUACCGCGGAUGCUUCUGUCUAGGCCGAGAGAAUUACAGGCAUACUUGUCUAACUCAGACGACCAGGAAAUACAUAUCUGGCAUGCACAGUAUAUUGAAUCAACUGGUGAUAUGGAGGCAGCAUUGCGUCUUUACGAAAGUGCAAACGACACCUUAGCCAUGACUCGUUUAUUGUGUUAUCUUGGGCGUGACGAAGAAGUAUCCGAGCUUGUUACUAGGACUAAUCAUGCAGCUUCGGCCUACCAUCUUGCUGCACAUCACGAGUCAAGAAAUAACAUAGCACGAGCUGUACAUUUUUAUAGUGCAGCUAAGGCGUAUACCAAUGCAAUUCGUAUUUGCAAAGAAAACGACAUGACUGAGGAGUUGUGGCCUUUGGCUAUGCUGGCGCCGCGUCACGCGCAAAUUGACGUAGCAAAAUAUUUCGAAGAAGCUGAGCAGCCCGAUAAAGCUGUUCUGUUAUAUCAUAAAGCUGGGAUGCUUCACAAGGCCUUAGAUCUGGCAUUCAAAACGCAGCAGUAUAAUGCUUUACAGUUGAUAACUAUGGAUAUAAAUGCAGACUCAGAUCCGGCAUUGAUUAGGAAAUGCGCAGACUAUUUUGUACAGAAUGAACAGAUAGACAAAGCUGUUGAUUUACUUGCAACUGGUAAAUAUUACAUGGAAGCAUUAGAAUUAAUACAAGCUCACAAUAUUGUACUCACCGAGGAUUUGGCAGAGAAAUUGACAUUAGAGAAAAUUGAUAAUAACAUGGAAAGAGAACAGAUCCGAACUUCGACGUUAGAGAAAAUAGGAGAAAUUGCAUUCUCCCAAGGGAAUUAUCAUCUGGCUACUAAAAAGUUCACUCAAGCUGGAAAUAAACUCAGAGCUAUGAAAGCUCUUCUGAAGUCAGGUGAUACAGAGAAAAUUUGUUUCUUUGCCCAAGUCUCGCGACAGCGAGAGAUUUAUAUUAUGGCUGGAAACUAUCUACAGUCAUUAGAUUGGCAAAAUCAACCAGAAGUUUUAAAGAACAUAAUAAAUUUCUACUCGAAAGGUAAAGCGAUGGAUUUACUGGCAAAUUUUUAUGUCGCAUGUGCCCAGGUUGAAAUAGAUGAAUUUCAAAAUUACGAAAAAGCAUUCGAUGCUCUUAAUCAGGCGAGCAGAUGCUUAUCAAAGGUCACUACACCUCGUGAUCGAAACUUGCACAAAAGGGCCAAUGAUAUGGUUAAUAAUAGAAUGGCAACCAUAAAGCGCUAUUUGGACAUCAAAAAACUCUUUGAACACGGUGAGACUGAAGCAGCAGUGUCUCAAGCUCGCCAACUGAUAGAGUCGCAGGGAAGCGAUUUAGAACAAUCUGUACGACGUGGUGACUUGUUUGCGACAUUGACACAGCAUUACGCGAACAUAGGAGAGACUGAAAAGGCGCGUGGAACAAUCGAAGAGUUAAAACGGCUCGUACCCGGAAUAAAUUUGAGUUAUUACUACAACGUAAAUUUAUUGGAGGCCUUAGGAUAUAAGAUUAACAUUCAAAGGCAGGACAGUUCUGACAAAGACGAUGGUAUAGAAGAAUUACUAGGCGAAUAAUAUUUUCCAUUCAAUUAUCGGGAGUUUCAUAAAUGAAAGAAGUUACUGCUCGAACAAAUGUGUAAGUGAAUUUUGUCAAUUCGAUUAAACUAAUCCGUCCAAUGAAAACUACGUGAAAAUAUCAGUAAAGCGUAGUAAUAGAAACAUUAGUGCAUUAGAUCUUAUAUUUACGCGAAAUUCCCUUCACGUAUUCAAUCCGUCCAUUUGGUGUUUGUUUUCACCCAGCGCUCGAUGUUAUUUUUUAAGAGAAAGGGAAUAACAGAAAUUAAACGCGAUUCUAGAAAACCAUUUAAUUUUUAUUUACCAAGACCUAACUUAAUAAUUACAGUCUUAUUUGUUUUCAUUUUUUUUUUUGUUUCCUCACAUAAUAUACAAAGUCUUGAUGAACAGCCAGAAUAAGCUUAAAAUGUAACUAGUUUCGGGUAAUAUUAUACUUUAGGUGAUUGAACAAUAAAUAGGAAAUAUAAAACACAUUGACUAAUGAACAAGAAUAAAAAAUUAAAUGAAAGAACGCAAUCAAUGUGUCUCGUUAA